Molecule: messenger RNA, 2383 nt
Organism: Pungitius pungitius (ninespine stickleback)
Lineage: Eukaryota; Metazoa; Chordata; Actinopteri; Perciformes; Gasterosteidae
Gene: phospho1
Product: phosphoethanolamine/phosphocholine phosphatase 1
Exons: 2
Coding region: 986-1840 (284 amino acids)
Molecular function (GO): phosphatase activity
Source: RefSeq, a predicted model, not a curated record
AGAGAAGGAGAAGAGGCCUUUGCGUGUGCGUUUAAGAAGUUCUGAUAGGCUGUUCGCCAACCACCAUUUUAGGUUUUAUCAAGACAAAAAACGCCAACUCCCGCGCUGCAAUAAUCCGGUUUCUCUGCGAUCAAUAAAGAGCCACUUUGUUGCUCUGAAUUUUAAAAAAUGAGGUGUAACUUAGAAUGUGCUUACUAUACAGGUCAGAGGUCAAGUAGCGCCACACGAAACACCACCCUGUGGAAGGAGGUUGUUGAGUCUUCAACCAUAAGAUGCUCAGUAGGAGCGUUGGGCUGCGUUGAAUCGCCUGGGGAGCAAUUUGAGGUUCUGUGUCUUGCUCAAGGGCUUUACGGCACAGGACGGGUAGCAGCCAGUAAGGCUAUUUGGGAAACCGAACAUUUGCAUUUGGUUGUUUUGUCUCUCCCUCCCUCUCCCCCCUCUGUCAAAGUACCGUGCACGCGCUCAGCAGGAUGCUAUUAAAUGGGCGGACUCGGAGGCGCGGUCCCGUCACAGCGGCUUUCGUGGUUUUUGACCGUCACUUAUAAGCGCGCGUCCCGCCGGCCGGCCGCCUACUGCCUGCGAGACCGGAUCAGACGGGACCGACGCCGGGGGAUCGGAACCAGCGCCAGUAGCACACAGUAAUGCUACUUUUUAAAAAUAAUAAUUUGAGUUUAAGUUUGAUCUGACGCGUUCUACCGUCCUGGCUGCUGGCUGCACUUAGACGAUAUAAUAUCUCGCUCUCAUACAUCGUUACAACCUCGCUGUGAUACUUUUUUUUUCACGCACCGUUUGAGGCAAUUCAGCAUCCACUGUGUCCUUCCUCCACGCAGGCAAGCCGCGCGCACUCAUCUGACACCCGCUGCUUCGACCUAAAGAAACCACCCUCCCGCCAGCCUCCACCCUCUGGCUGGUCUUGCGUGGGAUGCCGGAGAGCAAGAGUGGAGAUUUAGUGCCUGUAGCAUUCAGAGGUGUGGCGUAGUCGAUCAUGGGGGAUUCAAUAUUCACCUGCUGUUAUGUCCCACCCCAUCCCCCAGGCGAGGGGGAGCCCGCCGGGUCCAGACGCGCAAAGACCAUGGCCUCCAAUUCAACCAGCAUCUCCUCCGACAAGCGCUUCCUCAUCUUCUUCGACUUUGAUGAGACCAUCGUGGAUGAGACCAGCGACGACGUGGUGGUGCAGACCGCCCCGGGUCAGCACCUCCCGGCCUGGCUGAAGGACACGUACCAACCCGGCCGCUACAACGAGUACAUGCAGCGCGUGCUGGCCUACCUGGCGGAGCAGGGCGUCACCGAGAGCGACAUCCGCGGCUCCAUGGAGAAGAUCCCGGCCACCCCCGGCAUGCUCACCCUCUUCCAGUUCCUCCGCACUCGGCCGCCGCAGGACUUCGAGGUGGUGCUGCUGUCCGACUCCAACACCUUCUUCAUCGAGGCCUGGCUGCGGCGCGCCGGGGCCCGCCAACUCUUCCACCGGAUCUUCAGCAACCCGGCCACCUUCAACAGGGACGGCCGACUGGUCCUGCGUCCCUUCCACUCCCACGACUGCGUGCGGUGCCCGAGCAACAUGUGCAAGCAGGUGAUCGUCAGGGACUACGUGGCCCGCAGGGCGCAGGAGCGGGGCCGCCCUUACCAACGCGUCUUCUACGUGGGGGACGGAGCCAACGACUUCUGCCCGGCCACGUCCCUCGGGCCCCGCGACGUGGCUUUCCCGCGCCGUGACUUCCCCAUGCACCGGCUGAUCACGGAGACCCACGAGGCCAUGCCCGGGGAGUUCAAGGCUGUCACGGUGCCGUGGAGCAGCGGGGAGGAGGUGGUGCAGAGGCUGAGGAAGCUGGUGGCGGAGUAGAGGGGCGACAAAGGAGAUCCUCGUUAAGGGGCCGGUUGACACAUUUGGUCCAAACCUCAGGUUGAAUAGUCCAGCUAAUUAAUGUUGAGGCAAUUAAACCAUUUGUAUUUUAAAUAAAGUGUGUCUACCGUCCAGUUUACACGUGACUCAGUCCAGCCUCACUUUUGGCUCCCGGGGUUCAAUCUCAGGACAGAAGCAGAAGGUAAAUGAUUAGAGACCUGCAAUCACCGCCUAGAGAAAGGAAAUCAAUGUCUUAUCAUUGCUCUGUUAUAAAGAAAUAAGUAAUCUAUAACUUUGACAUGUUGGGGUUGACCUAUUUAUAUAAUAAAUACACUGCUUUAAAAUGUUUUUCUGGUCACACUGUAGUGACAAUAUUUUAAAGAUGAUGCCAAACGGGGCGCUCUUAACAAGUGUUUAUUCAUCUGCACUUGUUGAAAUAUAAAAGUAUAGCCUCAAUACAUUUUACGAAGUGUAUCAACUGCUCUAUGAAGGGCUUUUCAAGAUGACGAAACAAUAUUUUCAAUAAAUUUGCCUCUCACAGAA